Molecule: messenger RNA, 3210 nt
Organism: Melanotaenia boesemani (Boeseman's rainbowfish)
Lineage: Eukaryota; Metazoa; Chordata; Actinopteri; Atheriniformes; Melanotaeniidae
Exons: 3
Coding region: 1-3210 (1069 amino acids)
Source: RefSeq, a predicted model, not a curated record
AUGGACCAGAACGAUCCAGAUCAGAACGAUCCAGACCAGAACGACCGAGACCAGAACAGUCCAGACCAGAACGGUCCAGACCAGAACGACACAGACCAGAAUGAUCCAGAUCAGAACGACCCAGACCAGAACGGUCCAGACCAGAACGACCCAGACCAGAACCAUCCAGACCAGAACGACACAGACCAGAACGACCCAGACCAGAACGGUCCAGACGAGAACAGUCCAGACCAGAACGACACAGACCAGAAUGAUCCAGAUCAGAAUGACCCAGACCAGAACGGUCCAGACCAGAACGACCUAGACCAGAACCAUCCAGACCAGAACGACACAGACCAGAACGAUCCAGAUCAGAACGACCCAGACCACAACGACACAGACCAGAAUGAUCCAGAUCAGAACGACCCAGACCAGAACGGUCCAGACCAGAACGACCCAGACCAGAACCAUCCAGACCAGAACGACACAGACCAGAACGGUCCAGACCAGAACGGUCCAGACCAGAACGACACAGACCAGAAUGAUCCAGAUCAGAACGGUCCAGACCAGAACGGUCCAGACCAGAACGACCCAGACCAGAACAGUCCAGACCAGAACGGUCCAGACCAGAACGACACAGACCAGAAUGAUCCAGAUCAGAACGACCCAGACCAGAACGGUCCAGACCAGAAAGACCCAGACCAGAACCAUCCAGACCAGAACGACACAGACCAGAACGACCCAGACCAGAACGGUCCAGACGAGAACAGUCCAGACCAGAACGACACAGACCAGAAUGAUCCAGAUCAGAAUGACCCAGACCAGAACGGUCCAGACCAGAACGACCUAGACCAGAACCAUCCAGACCAGAACGACACAGACCAGAACGAUCCAGAUCAGAACGACCCAGACCACAACGACACAGACCAGAAUGAUCCAGAUCAGAACGACCCAGACCAGAACGGUCCAGACCAGAACGACCCAGACCAGAACCAUCCAGACCAGAACGACACAGACCAGAACGACCCAGACCAGAACGGUCCAGACCAGAACGGUCCAGACCAGAACGACACAGACCAGAAUGAUCCAGAUCAGAACGGUCCAGACCAGAACGGUCCAGACCAGAACGACCCAGACCAGAACCAUCCACACCAGGACGACACAGACCAGAACGAUCCAGAUCAGAACGAUCCAAAUCAGAACAACCCAGACCAGAACGGUCCAGACCAGAACGGUCCAGACCACAACGACCCAGACCACAACGACACAGACCAGAACGACCCAAACCAGAAUGAUCCAGACCAGAAUGAUCCAGAUCAGAACGACCCAGACCAGAACGACACAGGCCAGAAUGAUCCAGAUCAGAACGACCCAGACCAGAACGGUCCAGACCAGAACGACCCAGACCAGAACCAUCCAGAUCAGAACGACCCAGACCAGAACCAUCCAGAUCAGAACGACCCAGACCAGAACGACACAGGCCAGAACGAUCCAGAUCAGAACGACCCAGACCAGAACGGUCCAGAGCAGAACGACCCAGACCAGAACGACCCAGACCAGAACCAUCCAGAUCAGAACGACCCAGACCAGAACGGUCCAGACCAGAACGACCCAGACCAGAACAACUCAGACCAGAACGACCCAGACCAGAACGACCCAGACCAGAACGACCAGAACGACCCAGACCAGUACGACCCAGACCAGAACGACCCAGACCAGAACGGUCCAGACCAGAACGACUCAGACCAGAACGACCCAGACCAGAACGACUCAGACCAGAACGACCCAGACCAGAACGGUCCAGAGCAGAACGACCCAGACCAGAACGGUCCAGAGCAGAACGACCCAGACCAGAACGACCCAGACCAGAACGGUCCAGACCAGAACGACUCAGACCAGAACGACCCAGACCAGAACGACUCAGACCAGAACGACCCAGACCAGAACGGUCCAGACCAGAACGACCCAGACCAGAACGGUCCAGACCAGAACGACCCAGACCAGAACGACACAGACCAGAACAACUCAGACCAGAACGACCCAGACCAGAACGGUCCAGACCAGAACGACCCAGACCAGAACGACACAGACCAGAAUGACCCAAACCAGAACCAUCCAGAUCAGAACGACCCAGACCAGAACGGUCCAGACCAGAACGACACAGACCAGAAUGAUCCAGAUCAGAACGACCCAGACCAAAACGGUCCAGACCAGAACGACCCAGACCAGAACCAUCCAGACCAGAACGACACAGACCAGAACGAUCCAGAUCAGAACGAUCCAAAUCAGAACAACCCAGACCAGAACAACCCAGACCAGAACGACCCAGACCAGAACAACACAGACCAGAACGACCCAAAUCAGAAUGAUCCAGAACAGAACGACCCAGACCAGAAUGACACAGGCCAGAAUGAUCCAGAUCAGAACGACCCAGACCAGAACGACACAGGCCAGAAUGAUCCAGAUCAGAACGACCCAGACCAGAACGACCCAGACCAGAACCAUCCAGAUCAGAACGACCCAGACCAGAACCAUCCAGAUCAGAACGACCCAGACCAGAACGACACAGGCCAGAAUGAUCCAGAUCAGAACGACCCAGAUCAGAACGACCCAGACCAGAACGGUCCAGACCAGAACAACCCAGACCAGAACCAUCCAGAUCAGAACGACCCAGACCAGAACCAUCCAGAUCAGAACGACCCAGACCAGAACGACACAGACCAGAAUGAUCCAGAUCAGAACGGUCCAGAGCAGAACGAUCCAGAUCAGAACGACCCAGACCAGAACGACCCAAACCAGAAUGAUCCAGAUCAGAACGACCUAGAUCAGAACGACCCAGACCAGACCGACCCAGACCGGAACGGUCCAGACCAGAAUGACACAGGCCAGAAUGAUCCAGACCAGAACGACCCAGACCAGAACGACCCAGACCAGAACGGUCCAGACCAGAACGACUCAGACCAGAACGGUCCAGACCAGAACGACUCAGACCAGAACGACCCAGACCAGAACGACUCAGACCAGAACGACCCAGACCAGAACGACCCAGACCAGAACCAUCCAGACCAGAACGACACAGACCAGAACAACUCAGACCAGAACGACCCAGACCAGAACGACCCAGACCAGAACGGUCCAGACCAGACUAGACCAUGGACUAGUUCAGUUGUUGCAUGUUGUUUCUACAACAUGGUGCAUUCAAGUGCAGCCUGUAAAGUCGGGAAUCUGUAA